Cynoglossus semilaevis (tongue sole) is the source of this 4744-nucleotide messenger RNA. Its product is annotated as zinc finger protein 865. Gene Ontology annotation, molecular function: DNA-binding transcription factor activity, RNA polymerase II-specific; RNA polymerase II cis-regulatory region sequence-specific DNA binding. Bases 33 to 4103 code for a protein of 1356 amino acids. Gene Ontology annotation, biological process: regulation of DNA-templated transcription. The record is from RefSeq and is a predicted model, not a curated record. Lineage: Eukaryota; Metazoa; Chordata; Actinopteri; Pleuronectiformes; Cynoglossidae. The transcript is spliced from 2 exons.
CCUUUUCUGAUUCUGCCUCCAUUUUUGCCAAGAUGAGUGCCCCUCCUCCUCCUCCUCCUCCACCUUUACAACAACAGCCUUCUUCAUCUCAAAGCUCUCGUUCAAAGUCCAGCAAGAUGAGCAGCAGCAGCUCGAGCCAUUCUUCAGGCUACCCACAGUUCCUGCGCUCUUUCCACCCUGCUGAGGCAGCGCUAGCACAGGAGCAGUUACACCCGGGUGUAGGACGCUUUGAGCACUUUGCAGGGGGGGGUGGCAGUAGUGGGAGUGCGGGGGGUUUAGGAGGGUUAGUGACACCGGCACCUCCGGCACCUCCUCCUCUUCAUCCCGGCCUUUCUGUCCCCCAGGCGUCCCCUGGUCCCUCUUCCUCCUCUCCGUCCCCUUCGACCUCUGUGGCCAACUCUAACCACUCUUCCAGCAGCAGUGCGGUCAACUCAUUGGGUCACCAGUUAGUCGGGGCCCAGUCCGAUGCACGGAGCCUUCACCAACAGUUCAGUUGCAUGUUGGCUGCUAAUCAGUAUUUCCUUUCUGGAGUGCCUGCUAAUGCUAGCUUAGAGCAAUUUCUUGUUCAGCAGGGAACUCACAACCACUUAGGGAUCGGGUUGAGUCAGUCAGUUGCAGAGCCUAGUACCAGUCUUGCUCCACCUCCUGCUUUGCAUUCUUCUCAUUCUCAUGGUCAGGCGCAGCAGAACCCGCAGCAGCCUCCGCAGCAGCAGCUUCCACCUCACACCCUUUCUCACCCUCAUUCUCACCCUCACCAUCCUCUUCACGCAGCUUCGCAACCCUCGUCCCUCAGUGGCUUCGACUUCCAGGGGAUCCCGGUUCUUUCGUCGAAUCAGAUAGCCUCUUUAAUGCAGCAGGAAGCGGGUUUGCCCCUCCCCUUACCCUUACAUUUGUCAUUGUCAAAAGAUGACGGUAAAGGGGAAGCCACCGCAGGUGGCGGCGGCGGCAGCAGCAGCAGGAGGAAGAAGGCCAUGGCGGGGUAUCUGCCUCAGAGGAAGUCUGACAGCAGUAGUAAUAGUACCAGUGCUCAUGGGCACAGCGGUCACUCCAGUGGCAGUGGUGCAGCUCUUAGUCACGGUCAGCCGCCGGCUUUAAUUGGGAGCGGGGUGGGAAUGUCAAAUAUCGCCGGAGACCCGUCGUCCAUUCUUGCUUCUUCAUCGUCGUCAUCAUCAUCUGUAGUUUCUUCCUCUUCCUCUUCUGCUCCCUCUUCCACUGCUGCCUCAGUACUAGUUACCAAUGAUUCUCACCUUCCUAAAUCUGAUAACCCCGGCUCACUGCACGACAACUGCACUGAGUCUGUUUACAGCUGUGGGGAGUGUGGCAAAAGCUUUCCUCAUCUUUCAAGCCUCCGCAGGCAUUUACGCAUGCAUGAGCCGACCGCAGCAGGUACUAGCAAUACAGCCACUACUGGCCCGAACCCUGUCCACAUUAAGACACAGUCUGAUCCCAGCCUUCCCCAUUCAACCCAAGAAAGUAUUCAGCCUACAUCUAACUCUUGUCCUAGCCCAGACAAAUUAUUCCAUUGCCCUGAGUGUGGCAAAGGCUUUAAGAAAAAAGGGCACCUUCUCCAACACGGUGUUAUACACUCUUCUGCCCGCCCAUAUGGCUGCCCCACCUGCUCUCGGGCUUUUAACCGUAGGGAGUCACUGACGCGCCACGAGAAGAUACAUGAGGAAAAGCCGUUCAGAUGUCCCGCUUGUGGUCGUGCCUUCCGUGAAAGCACAUCUCUUCUCAACCACGCUGCCUCGGGCACCUGCGGCAAGCCAGGCUACCACGAUGACCAUCGAUCUCAAGGUAACCCAUCUCCGUGCUACUCUGGUGCCUCCCCCUGUGGAAGUGGGAUGGCAGGACCAGCUCUGAGAAAGGCACCCUUGGCCCCGACACUGCAUCCACACUCACAGAGCCACAGCCAGCACCAUCACCUGCAGCAGCACCCUCACCUGCCCCUCUCUUCUCUACUGGAUGAUUCAGAGGAUGAUGUCACUAGCUCGGUCAAUAAUGCAAUUUCUGCUAUAACGGCAGCUAACAACAGUGGAAGUAGAGGAGACGAUAGGGGAGACAUCAUAGGAGGCCUGCUAGGUGGUCUUGGUUUAGGUCCCCUGGGUCCACCUUCGUCCACGGCUGGAAUGGAUAAGAAUUUCAAAGGUAGCGGAAGUCAGGAGGCCAUGAGCACCAAUCCACAGAAUGCCACUUCCAAACCCAAACGGCCCCGUAAACCUAGAGCUAAGAAAGACGCUGCGGCGGGGGGACCGCCGAAGCGUAGGCAGUAUACCCCGAGAACGGGGGCCAGCGGCCUGCCACGCACUCACCUCUGUAGCGUCUGCGGUAAGGGAUUCGCACGUCGCGAGACGCUACGCAGACACGACCGCAUCCACACCGGUGAAAAGCCUCAUCACUGCACAAUUUGCGGAAAGUAUUUUAGAGAGGCUUUUCACCUGAGCAAGCAUCAAACCGUGCACUCUGGGGCAAAAAAUUACAAAUGCAGCAUUUGUGGCAAAGAGUUCGGUUACUCCCAGAGCCUCCGCAGGCACAGCAAACUCCACCAGAAAGGAGAGUUGGAAGAAGUUCCCACCACACCAGCUGCAGAAAACCUUAACAGCUUUAACCCAAACCCUCAAUGUAGCGUGGCUCCAGACCGGGGCCCGAACCAAGCGCCGAGCACCUCCUCCUAUUACUCCUACCCUCAAGAUAUCAAACCUCAAGAGAGCAAUUCCCAGGCACAGCCUCCGCCCCCGACCCACCCGCAACCCCUACCUCCUCCUCGCCUCUACACCUGCGCUAUAUGCUGGAAAUCAUUUCGCCAUCACUUCCACCUGACCGCUCAUCACCAAACAGUCCACGAAAGUGGCGGCGAAAAGCUGUUUUCCUGUGAAGUUUGCGGUAAAGCCUUUGCCUACUCCAAUAGCCUCACCCGACACAGGCAGUCGCAGCACGGCAUGACCCGGGCCGAGCCGAGCGCCCAACAAGAAGGCAUCGGCUCUGGAGACAACAGAGGUGGCGCCGACGUUAAUCAGUCCACCUCGGAGAGCGAGGCCGCCACCAACGUCCUGCUACAGAUGGCUCCCUCCACAGAAAGCCACGGAGGGGAGAGUCUGAGUGUUGUUACCCACAGCCACCAGCAGCCCCCCCCACAGCCUCCGGCUGGUUACUCUCCCCUCUUUUACGAUGCUGCGGCGGCGCCGUCUUUCUCCCAGCCUCUACCUCCAAAUUCUACAAUCAUGCCCCCGCAGCACCCCCACUCUCCAGCAGGGGUCAAAGGAGAGCACAUUUACCCAGCUGGAUCCCGUAGCCGUACGCUUCACACCACAGCCCCAUUCCAGCCUCUUACGGAACUGCCCUCCACUGAACAUCACCAUCUGCAUCACCAUCACCAUCACUCCCACCAUCAUUCUCAUCAUCAGUCAGGUCCGCAGUCUCAGCAACAACUCGACUGCAGCGUCCAGUCAUUACACGAUGAGAAAAGGCACCACAAGAAGAAAAAAAAAAAGUCAGACAGGACAGAGUGGAGGGAACCCCACGAUUUAGUCAGAUAUGACGCAAGCAAACAGAAGAGAAAGAUAAGUUGUACAAUCAGAGGGCAGCCGGAAAAAAAACCCGGCUCCCUUCGUUUGACCAUUAGGCGUGGAGAAGGAUCAGGGGGCGGUGCUUAUAAGCUUGUCAAAACUGCUGGAAUGAAGGCGCAGAUCCUGUCCGCUCUCAAAGUCCCAGUCAAAUGUUUCGGCUGUCCUUUAUGCCCCAACUCCGUGUUUUCCCGCAAAGCGGGUCUUCUUGUCCACAUGGCUGUCAAACACCCGCAGAAAGCCUCGACCGCCCGGGAGCGACUGGGCUGCAGCGUGUGUGGGAGGCAGUCUGGCAGACCUCUGGCGGCCUUCAUCCACCGGGCCACCCAUCGUGACAGAGGGACCUUUUCCUGUCGACGCUGCUCUGCUUGUUUUUGGAAUCCCACCCUUCUUCACAGGCACAAGGUGUCCUGCCGCCGCAGGGCCAAGGGGCUGCAGCGGGGGGGCGGCCGGAGGCUGAGGCUGUCAAAGAGAGCAGGCGAGAGACGGACCGCUGGAGCUCAGGAUGCAACGCCGCUCUCGCGGGAGUCGUACACGUACUGAGCGUGUUGUGGGCAGAACGCAGAACUGUGGCUGAAGAACCGGGACAGGAAGGAGCGUCUCCGUGGGUUCCGUGCGCCUGUUGUGUUGUUCUGCUGACAGUUAGAAUGAGUGUGUUAACAACUACUGUACAAUAUCACCAGGACAUCUUCAAAGACACGUGACUGUUGGCGUAGGAUCAUUAACCCCUGAAGUGCGUUGACACUAUGCUUGACUGACACUGUGCGGAUCCUAGACCAGUGUGUAGGUGCACUGACCUGCUCAUAGAGCUCUCUCUCUCUCUCUCUCUCUCCCUCUCUCUCCCACUCCGUAGAUUCCCUGCUACUCUGGCUGUAUGAAAACCGUCUGCUGUGUACUCUGUCUAGUUGUCGUUCACGUAGAGGCUCCAAGGAUUUUCUUUUUCUUUUUUAAACGUAAAGUGCAUUUAUUAGAAGUGAGGACACGGGGACACACACCUUUGUUGAUAGUUUGUCGCUGCAUGUUUGUUCUCUGGUCGAGGUUUUUGCCGAGGUUGUAAAAUCACUUCUAUAUCGUGUGUUUUAUUCAUUAAUCCCUGACGUUUGUUGUGUAACACUUGAUUUUGAAGUUACUAUAAAUACCCCGGUGAUUUAAUCACGUAUAAAUAAAAGGUCAACGUCGCUGAU